Messenger RNA from Varroa destructor (honeybee mite), 2614 nucleotides. RefSeq names its product retinal rod rhodopsin-sensitive cGMP 3',5'-cyclic phosphodiesterase subunit delta-like. Gene Ontology annotation, cellular component: cytoplasm. Lineage: Eukaryota; Metazoa; Arthropoda; Arachnida; Mesostigmata; Varroidae. The record is from RefSeq and is a predicted model, not a curated record.
AUUAAGAUGUUAUUACCUUUUUUGUCCCUAUCUUCUAGAAGAACGUUCUCAUUCCUUUCCGUUAAUCACCUCAACGCUCGGAAUAGUUGACCCAACAAUCCACGUUUUUUGCUUGCUUUAACCCAUUUCUGCUGAGCUCCACAGUUAGAUACGAAAUGUAAAAAGACAAAAACAGUUAUUCCCGUUUAUUUUUGUUGUUGUGCGGUCUGCCUGUUUCCGCUUUUGCAACGUCAUUACUGUGUGACGACAAAGUCGUUCUGCCAGUUGCGUCGAAAACGAAUUAAUUAACUGAAAAUACAUAUGGUAUGAUUAGCAAUAGAAGAUUGCAAGUAGGAGUAGCGAUUUUCUCUGGCGCACCAUAAAACGUUACCUAUGGUCUACUCUUCGGUGUGUGCUGGUAACAAACUGACGACAUGAGGAUGAGCCGCAGCGAGGCGUAUCGUCCUGAAGAGGACAGAACGUUGGAGUCUAGUCUUGCCAUCGCGGAGGCAAAGCACAAUGCAUAGCGGAACGCAUUUCUAUCACUGCACGGGACACCCCGGUUGACAUCAGCGCUUCGGCAGCUGCCAUACUACUGAUUGAUUCCGUACGAAGUUCAGUGAUCUGCUGUAACACAAUGGCAUUGGUCCAGGUGUUCCAAUGUGUUUUUUUUAACUGUAAAACAUAUAGUUAUUGAUUGGAUGAUCGUUUUCAUAACAAUUUUUACCGAUAUGAGCGUCACUGCAUCAGCGCAGCAAUGAAAUGGAUCAACUGGAGGUUCCGACAGAAAAACAGGUUGUUUACCGAGGAGCGCGGAAAGUGGAACAUUUCCUGUCGAUCAUGCCAAAGCCCUUCGUUUGAAGGAGUUUGAAUCAGCAGAUAUCGACAUGUACAAAGCGCAGUUCGACAAAUGCGUUCGUACCUAGAUGUGCAUAUAACAAAUUUAAGACGAAUUAUUUUAGUGACUUUUAUUUUUUAUUUUCAGAUACGAUUGUCGUACGAUCAGUUUGUUGAGCAUUUGUUGUCCAGUAGCAUCCGUUUGGUAUCGGCCGACGUGUUGGGCGCCGAAGGGUAUCGUUUGAGCUUGAUUAGAAAUAUACCACGAAAUUUUAGUUUACAUUUGUAACUAUCGGUGACUGAGUUCUCGCUAGGUACCCAUUGAACUCCAAAUACGCGUUCGUGCCAUUUUAACCUAUAUGUGCUGUGAGCGACAUAUCUUUCCUAUGUGAUAAUCACUAGUAUGCAACAACCGUUGACUGAAAGGGGCUGUAUCGACGGCCAAAUUUACCGUUUUGAUUGGUGACCAGGUUUUUACCUGUUUAUGCUCGUCUGUGCGUGCUUGUUUGUUGAUUAGUUUCUCGUCCCUAUAUUAAGAUUUUUGCUGGUACGCGAACUGUUAUGACUUACACUUAUUUAGGCAUUGAUCUUCAAAUGCGGGAAUUUGCUAAUAAUCCGUUACGACUUGAUGGGCAUUUUGUUGACUGUUAUUGAAAUUUAAAGUACGCCGAUUUGCAGGUUGAUAAUCGAUUAUGAAGUGAAGCGCUUAUACUUCAACGACGCCACAAGGUGCGGCGCGUGCUGUUCAGCGAGACGAUGACCGGACUUUCCUUUACUCAACUGCGUCAUUUGAUUUCACGUACGAUCGCAAUGCAGCUAUGGUUACUGGGUAGCUGUAGGCAUCAAUUUUUAUGGACAGCAGCAGACCAUUAGGUAACAUAACUGCUGUCAAGCACAAGCGGAUGUUGUUAAUGUGGAAUCAACAUUGACAGCUGUUAAGCUUGAUUUCAAUACAAUCCGAAAUGGUGAGUACGUGUCUGCGAUACAUACAGCCAGCGGUCGACGACUUCGGUCUUUGCGUGUCACCCAGACCUGGAUUUAAAGUCAACUGGAUAACGUUUCGUGACGCCGACUCUGGAAAGAUGCUUUGGAUAGGAGACAGUGAUGUUUCCUUGCCACAGGUCGAACAUGAAGCUCGAAUUCCGAAAGAGAUCCUCCGCUGUCGCGCAGUUUCCCGAGCAAUUAACUUCUCAUCAGAGGAUCGCAUAGAAGAGUUUCGUUUGGAACAUAAGGUCUUGUUUAAAGGUCAUUGCCUUGAGGAAUGGUUCUUUAAGUUUGGCCAAGUCACCCCGAUGUCAACGAACACGUGGCAAUCUGACAUUGAGGCUGCGCCAGAAAGCCAAAUGAUGCCAGAUUGCGUCCUGAGUGGCAAUGUCGUUAUCGAGACACGUUUUUUCGACGGAAACAAACUGCUCACGGAGUCAAACGUGAGACUCUACUACGUUUAACUAAUAGCUUGUAGCGACGUGUAGUAGACCUUGUAAAGGCGUUUCGAUGAUGAAGUCAACGUUCACACGCAGAACAGCGAGCGAAAAAUAGCCAGCGUUCUCAUGAGUAAAUUAAUCACCGAAAAACAUUAAAUAAAUGGCCUUUCCAUCCAUUUUUGUCUAUUAUAUUAUACGUCUCAUCGUUAUCAGCGCAAUCUUAUUGAACCUAAUGAAACCCUUGCUUUACGUGGUCACACUUUGUACUGAAAUCAGUUGAAAGUCACAGAGAAUCUCCUUAUUGAAGGUAAUGAAGAGGUGUGCAAGGCGUAUUAUAGCAUUUUUGACGGAUUAAAACAUGACCAAUUCCUAAU